Molecule: messenger RNA, 1276 nt
Organism: Cariama cristata (Red-legged seriema)
Lineage: Eukaryota; Metazoa; Chordata; Aves; Cariamiformes; Cariamidae
Exons: 9
Biological process (GO): autophagy; response to starvation
Cellular component (GO): cytoplasm
Source: RefSeq, a predicted model, not a curated record
AUGAACUUCACUGCUAAGGAAGAAGCGUGGGCAUUAUGCUUUCAUAUUCAGAUAUUUACCGUGAAUCCUCAGCUGUUUGUAAUCCAGGAAGUGGUUCCACCAGGGAGCCCUGGACCGAUCACUCGGCAUGAGUCCUACGACAGCUUAGCAUCCGACCACAGUGGGCAAGAGGAUGAAGAGUGGCUGUCACAGGUCGAAAUAGUGACUCACACCGGGCCUCAUCGACGCCUAUGGAUGGGCCCACAGUUCCAGUUCAAAACAAUCCAUCCCUCGGGCCAAACUACCGUCAUUUCAUCCAGCUCUUCAGUGCUGCAGUCGCAUGGUCCGAGUGAUACCCCACAGCCCCUUCUGGACUUUGAUACAGAUGAUCUUGAUCUCAACAGUCUCAGGAUUCAACCAGUUCGUUCAGAACCUGUUAGCAUGCCGGGGUCAUCACGUCCAGUUUCUGAUCGCAGAGGAGUUUCAACAGUGAUUGAUGCUACCUCAGGUGCCUUCGACCGGAGCGUGACCUUGCUGGAGGUGUGCGGGAGCUGGCCCGAGAACUUCGGUCUCCGUCACAUGUCCUCCAUGGAGCACACUGAAGAGGGUCUUCGGGAGCGCCUGGCUGACGCGAUGUGCGAAUCUCCCAGCAGGGACAUAGUGGGAUCAGGAACAGGUACAAAGAAGAGUUGCCUUCGUGUAUUGCUGAGGGCCUUGAGCCGCUCUGAGCCCUCCCUGCUCCUGGAGAAGGCUCAGGGGCUCUCCCAUCAGAGCUCGUCCCCCGGCUUUGCAGAUGGCCGUAAAAAGUUCUCUCCUGCUCAGAUGAUACCUGGAAAACGGCACUUGCCCAGGGAGUUGGACGAGCACUUGCCCCACCGUGCGUGGCUGCUCCGGCAGCAGGCUGCCAGCCAGGCAUUUGUCAAGCUGUGGAGCACGACUCUCUCUGUGGCUGUCCCCUGUUUCCGUGCCGUAGGAGUUCAGUAUGCAGAAGCCCGGGAGACAGAAGCCCUUGCGUUCUCUGCCCGUUCCCUCUGGGCUGGGGACAGUGUCUGCAGCCGUGAUGCUGAUGUGGGUUCUUCCUACGGAGCCGAUGGUGUUGUGAAAGACAAAGGGUCAGUAUCACUUCUCCGACUGUUUCCAAAGAUGUUUUUCUGGGAAGGCCGCAGGCAGGAAGGUGCCAGCAGGGUCAGCAGCCGGGACCUGCCCCGUUCCCUCCGCUCCGGCUCGGUGGCACGGCGUGGCAGCGAGGAGCCGUGGGUGGCUGGAGAUGGCGAGCACACACAGAACCCUGGUCGAG